AUGGGUUGCUCAUUUUCAAAGCCCGCGGUAAAAGGCGAUUCUAGCAAGAAGCAGGUCAAGCGGUCUACGUCCUCGAAGAAACCGAAACCGCUCCCAGUUGCGAUACCUUCCGACACGUCUGGCUGCUUCAGCCUGCCAAUUCACCUUGCACCGAAAUUGCAAGCGAAGCCAGGGGAAAAGCCACGAAUACGAGCAGACAUAACUUCUCAGUGCUUGUGCUCAGGCGCAGAAGCCUUGAAGGUAGACGAAAACGAUGUUACCGAGGAGCAGGAGGCCAAUGAUAAGGCCAGUCACGAGGCUAAGGAGAAGACGAAUGAGAAGCCAUCGUCAGCCAGCGUGACGGCAGCUGUGGACGAUUUAGCCUUAGAAUCGGCAGCGGACCAGUCCACUGAAGCAGAUGCGUGCGACGCCACUGUCUCCGUGGCUAUACUAUCCACGGCGCAGGAAUGCGGACACAGUACAGCCAACGCAGCGGAAUCAGAAACUGGCAAAUUUGCUCCCUCUGCUGCUGAAUUGCGAGCUCCAUCGGCUCUGUGUCCCAAUCACGAUAAAGUGGAAAGUUCAGUACCGGUGGUGAAUUCUCACGACGUCAAUGGUGAAGCUGAGCCUAGAGAAGGCUCGCAAUGCCAAACGAGCGAGGCGGUCAUUGAGGGAAACGGAACGACGAGUUCAGAAUCACUUGGUGAGGCAAAUUUGGCCUCACGUGAGGCAGAUGCGGCGGCACCGGAAGCAGAUUCGGCUGGACGGGAGUCAGAUACAGCCGCACGUGAGCCGUUUAAGAAGCACAGAAAGUUGAGCGUUGAGCUGCCUCCUCUGGUGACGGACGAGGAUGUGAUGCCGGACGGAAAUGACGUUGCUGAGCUGAUUGACGUGCAGACGAUCAUGAUGGACCUGGAGGAUGAGGACGAGGAGGAGGAAGAGGACGGGGAAGAGGAGGAGGAAGAGGAGGAAAAGCACCAGCAGCUGCAGUCGCAGCAGCAGGCGCAGAAUCUGCAGCAGCACGAGGAGCAGGAGGAGCAGCAACAAGAACUGGAGGAGCAAACAGAUCAACUCGAAUACAGGACUGACGAGGCAUCGGAGGCUGAGCAGGGAAAUGCUCAACAGAGAAAACCUUCAGGUGCUGCUCAGUCUGGGGAUCAUCCUUCACUGACGGCGACUGACCCCUACGCUGGCGCUUCCGAAGUCGAAGCUACGAGCAGGUCCACAUCUGUAGACCGUGGUGCUUCUAGUGUGGCCGAGGGAGCGGUAACGAGUGUACAUUCCAGGAGAAUUGACGAUAAGGAGGUGGAGGACGUGUUGAGAAUGCUGGAGGAGGAGGCCGGAGUCAUAGCAGCGGAUGCGCCGGCUGGUGGUGAGCUUGACAAUGCAGACAGGGUUGUCGGAACUGAACGUACUGACAAACCUGACAGGGUUGUGGAAACUAACUCUCGUGAGACGGUUGAGGUUGAGACUGUGAGUACGGGCUUGGCUGUCCAACCAGAGCAUGUGGGACCAACGGAGAGCAAAGUGGGGGAGUUGGGGAGCAGUGGGCAGGCAGAGGAGGGGAGAGACAACAGCAAAGAGCCGGCAGGAGUGGGGGAAUGGGGAGGGCUUGACUCCAUGUUUGACCCGGAUGUGCUGGCAAGCUUCGAAGAGGACUUGAGGAGGGAGUGGGAGUACAGGGUCUCCCUGGCGGAGCUGGUGGAGCAGGAGGAGGAGGAGCUGGACAGAGAGGCGCGGCAGCAGCAGGCGGAUGCGAAAGAGGUGCAGAAUGAGCAGCCGGACCAGGAGCCACGGUCACGACAGUGUGACCGGGAAGAGCAGCAUGAGCUGGUGAAGGGAGGCUUGCAGGAUACGAAAAGGGAGGGGUUGAAUGAUGAGGUAGGGGAGCAAGAGCGUAUGCAGCAGAGGAAGGACAAACAGGAGCAGGAGCAGCAGCAGGAGGAGCGACAGCUGGGGUCAGCGAGAAGAAAUCCUGCAGUUGGGUUUCCAAAGAGGACUAUAUCAGGCAUGAGCGUGACUUCAGACGGAGGUAUCAUCAUCGAUGGGUUUGAGGACUUUCUUAUGGAGGCAGAUGAAGAAGAGGCGGCUUUCCUGCAACAGCAGCAGGGUGGUUUUAAACCGGACAACGAUCAAGCUCGAGCACAGGUCCAUCAAUCUCCCAGGGUGGGAAGCGAAACAGACGAUGGGUUGGGAUGGGUGGGUGAUACGCAGGAAGUGGGAUUUGAUGAGAAUUCUCUGUUUGAUCCGGAGCUCCUUGCCACCAUGGAGGCAGUUUUCCACGGGCAUGAUCCCGCUGACUGGCGCCGCGUCACCCCUUUGUCCAGCCCCAUGCUCCAAGGACCCAACUCUCCCGCACCCAAUUCCCCUGCGCCCAACUCGCCUGGAGCUUCCCUCUUUGCUCCUGGCUCGCCUGCCGCUGCAGUCGACGCCAUGGCUGCCGCUGUGGGGAGAAUGCGAAUUCCUGCUCGGGCAGGGCAGAGUCCUCGGCGGGGCAAGCCGCCGUUGCAGAGUCCGAGGGCUCGGCUGACCAGCCCUCGGCCCCAGGCUCCUAGCCCACGCAGGUCGUUCAGCAGCAUGAGUCCUCGCAGGGGGGUGAUGGGUGAAACCGCGCGCAGGGUAUCAACGGGUGAGAUUCCUCAUGGUGCUGUGGGGAGGGACGGGCAAAGGGCGGGGAGUGUUGGAGGUUCGGGCCGGGGCUGGUUGACUCCAGGGCUAGUGAAGUCCGGGAGUGGAGGUGUGGUGGGCUUGGUCAGUAUGGUGAGUGUUGAAGGGGGUAGAACAGAAGUAUUUGGGCGUGGUUUGCAAGGGGAGGGAGAAAACGACACAGGCGGUUCGGGCAGGGUGAUCGAUGGUGUGACUCAGACUGUAACCCUGGCUGGGAUGGAUGGUCCAGUAGACUCAGGUGUCGUUGAGAGAGUCGAUGCAAGCCAAGGCAGCGUUUCUAGGGGCCAUGAGCCGAGUGCUGGGUGCUCUGCUGAGGCUGGAUCCAGAGCUGAGGGACCAGGAGCUGAAGCAGCUGAUGUGGCAAUAACUGGCACAGGCGAUAGAGAUGUGGCUUCGUCUUCGGUGGAAAGGGGCCGCUUGACACAAUCUGGAGGCUCUGGGGUGGUGGCUGAAGCUGAUACUGUGUGUGCUGUUAUGAAGGCGCCUAACGGGAGUGGGAGGAUGUUGCUCGAGAGCUUUCCAGUGAAUUGCCCACUGGGAGGGGAUGGCAAGGUGGUUUUGUACAUGACAACGCUGAGGGCAGUGAGCCAAACUUUUGAAGAUUGUAUGCAAGUGCGACUCGUUCUCAGGGCUCUUGGAGUCAUGUUUGAGGAACGAGAUGUGUCCAUGCGGGUUCACUUCCGUCAGGAGUUGAAAACCCUUAUGGGAAGCGCAUCCUUGUCAGUACCGCAUCUCUUUGUCCGUGGCCGCUAUAUCGGAGGAGCUAAUGAUCUGUCUCGCGAGCCGAGAACCAUCGAAAUUAUGAACGUGGACCUUUCAUCAAACAGGAAAUUUCGUGCCGCUCGCAUAAGCUAUGAUGCUUCACAGGCAUGGACUAUUGUAGAAGGUCAGCUAACGGCCAUUCUUGAAGAACACUCCCCUGACGAUGACCCUGUGGCCUUAGAGGCUCAACAGUUUCAAGCUAUCGCCAGUAUGACGGAAGAAUGA
This is a messenger RNA of Closterium sp. NIES-65, 3633 nucleotides long. The record is from the annotation of a GenBank genome assembly. NCBI's taxonomy places the organism in Eukaryota, Viridiplantae, Streptophyta, Zygnematophyceae, Desmidiales, Closteriaceae.